GUUUAGGAAACAGGAGAAUAAUGGAAAUGGAAAAGAAACUGAAGAAGAGGAAAUACUUUCUCAAAAUGAUCAUAAUAGGCGACUCAGGAGUAGGAAAGACCUCCCUCAUCCAUCGGUAUGUCUCCACUAGGUUCAUACAGGAGUUUAAGCCUACCAUUGGUGCUGAGUUCUCCACAAAGGAAAUCGAAAUUGAUGGCAACCUUGUAGGAGCCCAGAUUUGGGAUACAGCCGGUGAAGAGAGAUAUCAAUCCCUUGGAGUGUCCUUCUACCGGGGAGCUGACUGAUGAGGAAUCGUAUUUGACAGAAGUAAUAGAGAUUCCUUCGAAAAGCUAAGUCAAUGGAGAAAAGCUUUCAUUAGCCAAGGUGCUCCUGAAGACCAAGAAGAAUUUCCCUUCAUUAUCAUUGGUAAUAAAUCUGAUCUUACAAACGAAGUCCUCAUUAAAAGAUCUGAAGUGGAAGAUUGGUGAACUCAAUAUGGAAACUAUGUUUACAUUGAAGCAAGUGCAAAAGACAAUAUUUCUGUUGAAGAAGUAUUUGAAACCCUAAUGAAAACUGGAAUGGAUAGACAAAUUGCAAACCCUCAUUUCCCCAAGAAGAUGUCAGCCAAGGGAAGAAGUCUGCAUCUCAAUCAAAAAUCCGACCGGAAGGACGACUCCAAAAGAGAUGGGUGAUGAGGGUCUUAA
This is a messenger RNA of Moneuplotes crassus, 683 nucleotides long. The record is from the annotation of a GenBank genome assembly. Lineage: Eukaryota; Ciliophora; Spirotrichea; Euplotida; Euplotidae.